AUGAAGCUUUGGAAGAUUUGGCUUGCCUGGUUUCCUCCAUUUCGCGCUGAGACGAUAAUCGAUCUCCCUCAUAUGGACCUCCGUGACCCCACAGUCAACCAAUUCCCCAUCCUUUUCGCACAGCGCAAGGUCCAAAUUCAACUCAAGGACCACAUCGCCGCUUUCCACGAGCUGGUCACCCGGUACCCGGCCCCCACCUCCAAGGAAGCGCGCUGCAUGAACCUCAUCCGCAUGCAGCACAGGGCCCUCGAGUCGCACAUCUACCGCGACCUGCGGAUGUCGGAGGACAUCUACGAUGCAUUAAGCCCAGCACUCGCGGAGGCCAUCGACCUCUGCGAAGACACGAUCAACAUCCUCGAAGCCGACUUCGAACCUAGGAAUCUCCCAACAGUCGUCAUGGACCUGGUCGUCAUCUUCCCGCUCACCUGGGCUGUCUUGAAAUGUCGCCAUCUUCCAACAAGACUGCGCGCCGGUGGCCACGCUGGGAGGGACCUCACCACACGAGCACGUUUAUCGCCAUGGCGCAGGGAGCCAUCGACCUGGAGGAAAGCAUGCGCGAUCCAGUCACGGGUGUCAUCUCUGAAGAGGCGCUUGUCGCUGCCAUUAAUGUUGUCCAGAACGAGGGUUCUCGUUGUCCGGUGCUGGUGUAUACUUGUCGGACCCAGAGGAGACCAAGGUGGAGAUGCCGUUCCCGGUGAGCGCUGAGGGAGAGGAUAGAACGGGGGCGGGCUUUUCGGAAUGUAGGGCC
This is a messenger RNA of Aspergillus homomorphus CBS 101889, 748 nucleotides long. RefSeq lists its product as uncharacterized. The transcript is spliced from 3 exons. NCBI's taxonomy places the organism in Eukaryota, Fungi, Ascomycota, Eurotiomycetes, Eurotiales, Aspergillaceae. The coding region runs from base 1 to 705 and encodes 234 amino acids. The record is from RefSeq and is a predicted model, not a curated record.